Oncorhynchus nerka (sockeye salmon) is the source of this 3117-nucleotide messenger RNA. RefSeq names its product leucine-rich repeat-containing protein 3B-like. Bases 453 to 1307 code for a protein of 284 amino acids. Gene Ontology annotation, molecular function: protein binding. The transcript is spliced from 2 exons. The record is from RefSeq and is a predicted model, not a curated record. NCBI's taxonomy places the organism in Eukaryota, Metazoa, Chordata, Actinopteri, Salmoniformes, Salmonidae.
GGGUUGACGCGCUCAGUAGAGCGCACAGCGCAGCAGUAACCAUCUACUGUAAGCAGGGGGUGUAUGUGUGGUGAGGAGAUUGUAUGCUUCAACGCUCCUGUGCCUGCGUAUGACGGCUUGAUAUGACCAUUUUAAGACAACAAUAGAUUACGUUUUGGUAACGGAUCCUAUUGUCUCUCUUUAGAAUUACAGUCGUGUUUAUUUCAACUAGAUCGCGGGGAGCGGAGAGGCAACAACCAUCGGUAUUGAAUGCUGGUAAGCAGGCUCCAGUCCAUGGGGUUGUGACGCGGAUUCUCCGGCUGCGCUGAAUUGCAAGCGGAUACUGUAAACGCAUUUGAGAUAUGGACGCUGUUCUGUGAAGCAUGCUGACAAAUGUUCUUCUCACAGACAACAAAAGCUGAAGUGGCCGGCUGGUUGGUGAAGCUGUGACCUAUGCAGGGUUGUCUUGGCUGAUGGUCCAGGGGCUGUGUCCUUCCAGGAGGGUAUGCCUGUAUCCCACCAUGCCGCUGCUGGCAGAAUGGCUGCUGUGCCACUCAUUGGUGGCAUGCCUGUUGCUGCACAGCCUGGCGCUCGGGGCCACCACCGCGGGCCUCCACGGGGCAAACACUGGCUGCUCCGAGAGCUGCUACUGCUCCGAGAUGGCCGACGGCGGGAGGGUGGUGCGCUGCAGCAACAGGCACCUGGCGGAGGUGCCGCAUGACCUGCCCAAUGACACUCGCCGACUUUACCUGGACGGUAACCUCCUUACCACCAUCCCCGCCGACGCCUUUGCAGGGCUUCCUUUACUCAACGAGCUGGACCUCUCCCACAAUGAGCUAACUCAGAUGGAGCCGGGGGCCUUCCGGGGUCUGGUCCCCUCUCUCAGGAGCCUGGACCUGUCCUCUAACAGACUGACCACCCUGGAGCCCGAGGUCCUGGGGGGCCUGAGGGCCCAGGCCAACCUCACCCACAACCCCUGGCACUGUGACUGCCGCCUCCAGGUGGCUAUGCCCCGGCUGGAUCUGGAACCGGUAUCACUGGCUGGCGUGGUAUGCCACACUUCGGAGCCCAAGGACGUUGGCAUAGAUACAGGGGUGCCCUUCAUCAUGGUGGCGGCCGACCUGGACCUGUGCGCAGGGCUCAAGAGGACCACGGACGUGGCCAUGCUGGUGACCAUGUUCGGCUGGUUCGCCAUGGUCAUCUCCUACCUGGUGUAUUAUGUCAGGCACAACCAGGAGGACGCACGGAGACACCUGGAGUACCUCAAGUCCCUUCCCAGCAAACUGGACAGGCCAGAGGAGUCCUCUAAACUCAGAACAGUGGUGUGAGAAGUAAAUGACCAGACCUGGGUCAAAAUGCAUUUUGUCAGGUACUUUCAAAUUCUGGAGAAGUGCUUGAUUUAGCUUGAUUGCUGUGCAAGGCGGUAGAGUUUGCACUUUUGGGACGAUUCUUAGGUAGUAGGUAAGCAAAAUCAAGCGCACCUGUAGUAUCUGAAAGUAUUUGACAUAUAUUUACCUAGGUCAGGUAGAGACACAGGAAAUAAUAGCCAAACACCUCAAAGGGAUCAUAAAAGGAAUUCACAAACUUGGAAAUAGACCGGGAUACUACUGUACUGUACAGGUUUUCACCAGUAAUCCAUUGGAAACGCAAUACCUCACGGUAACAUUUCAUUCAAACAAAUUCACACUCUUUGAUGAAUCGUCAUGAAAUGAAGAUUCUUUUUCUUCCCCCACAUAGCUGUUUAUUAUACGAAUGAAGAAAUUAUUUGACACGUUUGUGAAUAUUCUAAAUGUAUUUCCAAAUCAGUCUGUGUCUUUAUGUAAGACACUCUGUAUUUGAAAAUGAUUGAAUUCCAACGAGGUAUUGAAAUGUUGUCAAAUGCAUAACUAUUUCACAAUGGACUGCCGAGGGCACCGUUUUGUUAUUAAUCAGGAAUGCACGAUGUCAUCAAAUGUCCCCAUAUUAGUGAUGAUACUGUGCUUGGCAGUGUAACAGAGACUGCAUUGUUCGACCAGCAUCUGCACUCAUUGAAUGUUGGAUCUUUAUUUUCUGGAUGAGAAGCCCCAUGUAAUCAUCAAACAUUUUACCAGAAAGAAUAAAAUCCUGAAAUGCUCCUUCCUUUUUUAUUUUGGCCACAAUACCAUAUUUUUUCCACAGUUGUAUUGCAUGUAAUAUUUCAUUUCUCACAAAGUCCGCCUAAACAUGUCACCUUUUCAUUUAUUUUAAAUGAACAAUGUGUUCAUUAUAUUGAAUUAUGAUAUUUGACAGACUGUAGUGCACGAUGGCAAAACUAGUUUAGAAAUAUGAAUUGCGCAACUUCAAUCAGUGGGUCCAACAAGUAAUUGUAAAAAAACAACAACAAAAAAAAACGUUUGAAAGAGUUCACUGUCUGAAGUCUCAUUUCAAUUUCCUCCAAGCCUCAUGAAUUCCUUUGAUCUCACUAAUGGGUAUGUCUUUUAGAACUAUGAAUCUGCUUUAGGGACAGACUGCACUGAAAUGACUUCUGUCACACACGCACGCACACACACACACACACGACAGCCACAAUGCACACGGUAAAACUCCACACCCUCAGGCUGAAAUAAAAAUGAUAUAGAUUUGAUCCUUGCUCACCGUUUGGAAACUGGGCCUGCCGAUGGGAUCCCCCCUGGCCUCCCACAUCAUGACGUAGGAUGGGAAUCAAUACAGAAUGGUGUUUCUCCUGUCCUACUGGAACUAUUAAAACCCUGCCCCUUGACCGUGGUACAGUAUCCAGCCACAGUCUGUCCGCUUUCUGUCUAUCUUAAGUGCUCAUUUGUGGAGGAUUGUCACGUUCUGACCUUUAUUUCCUUUGUUUUGUAUUUAUUUAGUAUGGUCAGGGCGUGAGUUGGGUGGGCAGUCUAUGUUUGUUUUUCUAUGAUUUGGGUAUUUCUAUGUUUCGGCCUAUUAUGGUUCUCAAUCAGAGGCAGGUGUCAUUAGUUGUCUCUGAUUGAGAAUCAUACUUAGGUAGCCUGGGUGUCACUGUGUGUUUGUGGGUGAUUGUUCCUGUCUCUGUGUUUUGCACCAGAUAGGGCUGUUUUGGGUUUUCACGUUUCUUGUUUUUGUUAGUUUGUUAGUUUGUUCAUGUGAAGUGAUUUAUUAAAACAUGAAUCAAAAUAA